AUGAAUCCAUUCAGGAAGAAGUCCACUGCGCCGGUGUCGACAACUCCUGUGGUAGAUGUGCCGCCAGAUCUAUGGGGAGAUAUAAUGGAUCCAGCGCCGAUCGCCUCUCCGGAAGCUGUGGAGGAGAAUCCAUGGGCGGAUGUACCUCCGAGUACCACUUCACCACCUCCGUCGGUGGUGUUGUCUCCAGCUAAGCCCACGUCAACGGCAGCCUCAACCCCCUCUGUGGCUGCCACAACUGCCUCUCCCCCGCAACCCAAGGUUGCCCCGCGAAGCCCCCCACCACCUGUAGCUCCCCGCCGUAGAUCCCAGAUACAGCGGAAAGCUCCAGUGCCCGAGCCGGAGCCUGUGGAACCCCCAAUCGAUGAUCCCUUCAAUACCGACACCUCCGAGCCGGAGACACCACCCCUUAACCCGUUCAAUAGGAGCUCUUCGGAACCGCCUGAACCUGCACCGCCGAAGCAGAGGCAAAGUCUUGAUGUUGAUGCCUUUAAACGGCUCAUGUUAACGGGUUAUGCCGACACUCCGCCAGCAGCUACUACAAAGGACGGAUCGUCGACUUCCGAAAGCAGUGGAUCCAGAUUGUCCAUAUUCGAGCCCAUACUAGAGUCCAAAGGUGGUGAAACGCCACGGAGUAGUGAAGAAGUAGAUGUGGAAGGUAGGCGGAAACCGCCGCCACCAAGACCUCGUAGGGUGUCUCCUCCGUUGGGGAGGAGUGCGUCGAUACGACUAUCAGUGCCUCCUCCACCGCCACCGCCUGCUCCGACGCUUACGUCGCCUGCCACUUCGCCUCCUAUUGGCUCGGUCUCGCCAAUUGUCAGGACCCCCAAUUCACCGCCGCAAGCUUCACCGCCGGCCUCGCCAGCGACAUCGCUCAAGAAACGUCUGGUUCCUUCACCUCCGCUUUCGCGCAGACAGUCCGUACGCUCUUCUGUGGAAUUGGAGCGACCAUCAACUCCUAGUGGUGGGUCGGGAAAAGUGAAGCCCCCGCCUCCACCCCCACCAGUGAGGAGGAUGAAGAGUACAAACCACAGAACCCAUGAGCGCACUCCAAGUAUCGGGAAUAUGCCGCCACCGCCACCACCCCCGCCGAGAGGCAGGACCGUUAGUGGCAGCACAAUAGAAGAGAAAGUACCGGAAGAGAAGGAUAUCCUAAUAGAUCUCCAGAAGCUGCAGAGAGAGGUCGAUGAGCUGCGGGGGAAGUAUGAGCAGGGGAUCGUGACGGUGGAUUAG
Molecule: messenger RNA, 1233 nt
Organism: Morchella sextelata
Lineage: Eukaryota; Fungi; Ascomycota; Pezizomycetes; Pezizales; Morchellaceae
Exons: 2
Coding region: 1-1233 (410 amino acids)
Source: RefSeq, a predicted model, not a curated record